AUGCCAUAUCAUCCACAAACUAGCGGGCAAGUGGAAGUUUUAAACAGUGAUUUAAAAAGAAUCUUGGAGAAAAACAUUCAGAAUAGAAGAGACUGGGCAGAACACUUGGAUGAUGCUCUCUACGCAUAUAGAACUGCAUAUAAGACUCCUAUUGGGACCACUCCAUACAUAUUAGUCUAUGGAAAAGCCUGCCACUUACCUGUUGAACUUGAACACAAAGCUUAUUGGGCUGUUAAAUUUCUAAAUCUUGAUUCCACUCCUGUAAGUGAGAAGAGGAAGCUUCAACUGAACGAAUUAGAUGAAUGCCGUGCCAUGGCAUACGAAAAUUCCAAACUCUACAAAGAAAGGGUGAAGGAGUACCAUGGAAUGCCGAACAUUAAGAAAUUUGCCUCCAAACUUCCAAGAAGCAUCAUGCCAACUCCGAAGAACCCCACAUUAAGCUUGCUCGUCAUAAAGCACAGUAUGAAGUUUUGA
Molecule: messenger RNA, 474 nt
Organism: Dioscorea cayenensis subsp. rotundata (Guinea yam)
Lineage: Eukaryota; Viridiplantae; Streptophyta; Magnoliopsida; Dioscoreales; Dioscoreaceae
Exons: 2
Coding region: 1-474 (157 amino acids)
Biological process (GO): DNA integration
Molecular function (GO): nucleic acid binding
Source: RefSeq, a predicted model, not a curated record